AGCUGGCGGGCAUGCUCGCCACGCAGGCCCCGGGCACGAUGGGCCCUUGUCUGCCCGAGUGCAUCCCUCUUGUCAUCGAAUGCCUCAACGACUCGAACGCAAAGGUCCAGACGGCCGCAGAGGAGGCGCUGCCCGUGCUCUGCUCGUGCGUGCAGAACGCCGAGGUCGCGUCGACGCUGCGCGACUUCAUCAUCGACGCGCUCAAGAAGCCGGACAAGACAUUCGAGUGCGUGGAGGAGGUGCUGAUGACCACCUUCUGCAACCCGAUGGACGGCACGUCUCUCGCCUUUAUGAUGCCGAUCAUCAUCCGCGGGAUCAAGGACGCAAACUACGAGCUCGUCAAAAAGUCGACCGUCUGCGCGUCCAACUUGUGCGCCCUCAUCAAGGAUUCGUCCGACAUCGCGCCGUUUGUGCCGCUGCUGCUGCCGCUCCUCGAGAAGAACGUCGAGCACUCGUCGCCGAACAUCCGCGAGGCGACGCAGACGGCGCGCGAGCGGCUGCUCGAAGGCGCCGGCGACCUUGUCGACCCCGCCAAGCGCGGCACCGCGGUCGGCGUGUGCGUGCGCGACUCGCUUGCCGCCGCGGUGCCGUCGCUGCCCGAGCCCGUCGCGACGUACCUCUCGCACACGUGCGCCGCCCUGCUCGAGGAGCGGCUGGGCGGCGUCGUGCGCGUGCAGAACUUCCGCCACGCGGUGCCCGCCACGGAGCAGUGGGUCUCCUCCAUCGUCGAGCCGUACGCGGCCGC
Messenger RNA from Emiliania huxleyi CCMP1516, 745 nucleotides. RefSeq lists its product as hypothetical. The transcript has 5 exons. Gene Ontology annotation, biological process: cellular response to amino acid starvation; regulation of translation. Gene Ontology annotation, molecular function: protein kinase regulator activity; protein binding. Gene Ontology annotation, cellular component: cytosol. The record is from RefSeq and is a predicted model, not a curated record. Lineage: Eukaryota; Haptophyta; Isochrysidales; Noelaerhabdaceae. The annotation marks the transcript as partial.